AUGGUGUCUAACCACCAGGAAGCAACGCCUCCUGAAACCAAUGGAGACGAUUCUCUAUCGCCUAUACCUUGUCCACAACAGAUGGGGGUGACACUGGAAUGUUCCGCACCACCACCAAAGUCUACUACAGGAGGUGUGGGAGUGGUACCAGUCCCAGCACCAGUCUCUGCGAAGACACGUUCUAAGUCUGUUACCUUUGAUAUUUCCAACAAUAAAGAAUACGAAGCAUCUCCUCUCUUAACUCCUAAAUAUGAGGAUGAAGAUGAUGAAGACGAUUUUGGUGAGUUCGCCUCCAAAUCUUCCUCGUCUGAAAUUAUGUCUGAACAUGAUGUUAACAACAGCGGACGAGAGAUGACGAUAUGUGACGACUUGAAUCGAAAUUCAGAUUAUUCCGCAUUAUGUGCUACCUUGGAAAUGCUCCAUAAUAAGGAAUCCCAAAUACAUAGCGAAAUGACUCAACUCACAAAUUUGAAGGCUACGUUGGAACAUAUGAAUAAAUCCAGUCUAAUCAGCUUCUACUUAAGACUUCUUCAAGGUCAAGUCCAUUUACCUACACCUUCUAAGAUCCCUAAGGCACCCGUGGUUCAAUGGGGGAAAUACGGAUUGUCCGAUAAGGUAGGUGACUGUCUUAAAGGCACCAUGAACCUGAAAGAACAAAUGGAUCAGGGUCUCAAGGUUUUCAACUCCCCUUCAAAUGAUCAAUUUUCAUUCGAGAAUUUUAAAUUUUGA
This is a messenger RNA of Lizanozyma spartinae, 729 nucleotides long. RefSeq lists its product as uncharacterized. The transcript has 2 exons. Lineage: Eukaryota; Fungi; Ascomycota; Pichiomycetes; Serinales; Debaryomycetaceae. The record is from RefSeq and is a predicted model, not a curated record. The coding region runs from base 1 to 729 and encodes 242 amino acids.